GCCCUUCCACGCCAUUGUGGGCAGAGACAUGACCGUCCACGUGAUGCCUUGCUCCCCCCGCUCCUCCCGACUGAGGAGGAAGAGCAGAGAGGGGAGGGGGCGCGAGGCAAGGAAAGCUCUGGGGGUGGGGGAAGGGGGGCGGUGUAAGGCUGAGUGAUUUCCUUCCGGCACGUCGCCCGCUCCAUGGGAGGGGGUGGGGGGUUUCACUUCCGGGACGGUGUUCCGGCCCAUUCCGGCCCAUUUCCACCCCCGGAGCUCUCACCCCUCCAGUGCCGACGGUAGCGAAAGACUUUCCUCCAGGGGCUUCCUCACUGGGGAAUUGCCGGAAAGAGCAAACAAAAAAGGCGCUGGUGUAGGCUCCAAAAUAAACACAUCUGAAUUCAUGAUGGCAUCGACAGAGGCUCUUAUUGGAUUAAAAGUUUCAAAACAAACAAUAACGCUUUGGAAAAAGGGUUGAAUGCACCCUCAGGCACGACCAUGGAGAAAGGUGGGAACAUACAAUUGGAGAUUCCUGACUUCAGCAACUCUGUCCUGAGCCAUCUAAACCAGUUGCGCAUGCAGGGCCGUCUCUGUGAUAUUGUGGUCAAUGUGCAAGGACAAGCUUUUCGGGCUCACAAAGUGGUGCUGGCUGCCAGCUCCCCCUAUUUCCGGGAUCACAUGUCCUUGAAUGAGAUGAGUACAGUCUCCAUUUCAGUCAUCAAGAACCCUACUGUUUUUGAACAGCUCCUUUCUUUCUGUUACACAGGGCGGAUAUGCCUGCAACUGGCAGAUAUCAUCAGCUACCUAACAGCUGCCAGUUUUCUGCAAAUGCAGCAUAUUAUAGACAAAUGUACACAGAUCCUGGAGGGCAUUCAUUUCAAAAUUAAUGUGGCUGAAGUUGAAGCAGAAUUAAGUCAAACAAGGACAAAGCAUCAAGAGAGACCUCCAGAGUCUCACAGGGUUACACCAAAUCUCAACCGCUCCCUUAGCCCACGACAUAAUACCCCAAAGGGAAACCGGCGAGGUCAGGUUAGUGCUGUGCUGGAUAUCAGAGAGCUAAGUCCUCCUGAGGAGUCCACCAGCCCUCAGAUCAUUGAACCAAGUUCUGAUGUAGAGAGCCGUGAGCCCAUUCUUCGGAUCAACCGAGCAGGACAGUGGUAUGUGGAGACAGGAGUGGCUGACCGUGGGGGUCGGAGUGAUGAUGAAGUUAGAGUUCUUGGAGCAGUACACAUCAAAACUGAAAAUCUGGAGGAGUGGCUUGGGCCUGAGAAUCAGCCUUCUGGAGAAGAUGGGAGUAGUGCAGAGGAAGUAACAGCCAUGGUGAUUGAUACCACAGGCCAUGGUUCUGUAGGACAGGAAAAUUACACUUUAGGGUCUUCAGGAGCCAAGGUGGCUCGGCCAACAAGCAGUGAAGUUGACAGAUUUAGCCCCUCCGGCAGUGUUGUUCCCUUGACAGAGAGACACAGAGCCAGAAGUGAGUCUCCUGGGAGAAUGGAUGAGCCUAAGCAACCCAGCUCCCAGGUAGAAGAGUCAGCAAUGAUGGGAGUAAGUGGCUAUGUGGAGUACCUCCGAGAGCAGGAAGUAUCUGAGCGGUGGUUCCGGUACAACCCUCGUCUCACCUGCAUCUAUUGCGCCAAAUCAUUCAACCAGAAGGGAAGCCUGGACCGCCACAUGCGCCUACACAUGGGGAUCACACCAUUCGUCUGCCGCAUGUGUGGCAAGAAGUAUACCCGGAAAGAUCAGCUGGAGUAUCAUAUCCGCAAGCACACAGGCAACAAGCCCUUUCACUGUCAUGUCUGUGGCAAAAGUUUCCCCUUCCAGGCCAUCUUGAAUCAGCACUUUCGCAAAAACCACCCUGGCUGUAUACCCCUGGAGGGGCCUCACAGCAUCUCCCCUGAAACAACUGUCACAUCUCGAGGACAAGCUGAGGAAGAGUCACCUUCACAGGAAGAGACAGUUGCUCCUGGGGAAGCUGCCCAGGGCUCUGUGUCCACCACUGGGCCAGAUUGAAACAUCCAGCGGGAGGGGGCUGACCCUCUUCCCCUUUGAGCCAUAAGCAGCCAGCAUCAGAGCCAUGGGCUGAUACUUAGAUUCACAAAAUGCCACAUCACUAGGCCAGAAGAUGCUCCCAAGAUGUUGCCAAACUGGAGGAUCAGCAACAUAUACAAAAGCACUAAAGGCUCCUCCCUUCUUAUUGCCCGCCUCACACUUUGGAAAAUAAUCAAGCAAAUCAACUUUCUAAUUCAGGGAUCAACAGCCUUGGUUUGUUAACUUUAUAAGAAAAAAGGUUUUUUAACAAAACGAUGGUGAUAAAUGGUCAUUUAUCUAUCAGUCGUGUUUGAACACUGUACUUUGGUCCAUAUCAUCUUGGUGGCUAUAAUUGCCCAGAUCUAAAAAAUGCAGCAGGAGCCUCAACCAUCUGAAGCAGCCAACCACAAGAGAGGAGGUAGUCAUGAUGGUGAUGAGGAGGAGAAAUUUCUCCUCUUCCUUCCCUGCCAUAACAUGCAUUUUUGUGUUUCAAGAAAAAACAAAUGAAUACCGGUGGUUCUUAUUUUGAAAGGUUAGACUUUAUCUUUCCCCUGACUAGGCAUCUAAUACUUUGCCUGGUUAUUUCAUAUAAUCAGCCAUCUUGAAGCAGUAUUCUAGUGGACAGCAUCACCUGAAGCACUUGGCAACUGGGAGUGAAAUGAGCAGCAAAGUGUAUGCAAUAGGUACUGCUACAUUUGGGGGCUUGAGUGUUGUGUUGAGGAAGAGGAGAGCAGGGAGGGAAGUGUUUAUAUGUUUUGCAAAUAUCAAACAGCACAGAGCCGUUCUGCAACUUCCUGACUGGUAUUUGUAAACCAUAGUGCUACACAUCCUUGGGUAAUGGCUCUAGUUCAGGUGAAUUAAUGUGUUAGGCUGACUACCAAAGUUUCAUCCAGUCUCUUUGGCUCCUAUUUUCACAUUCAGCAAUAUUGUACAUCAAAAAUGUCACUUUCCAGUGAAAUGAGCCUGGAUUGUAUUUUUAAAUCCACUGGUCUCCAUAUUUGAUAACUUUUAUAUGAAGUUUUAAACAUGUUUUUUCUGCAGUAUUGUGGUUGAAGAAAUUCAACUCUAUGGUUCUUACUGCAACCACAAUUUCAUUUCCUUAUAAAUAUGUAAUAGUUUAUAUUUUCAGGCGUAUAGAAGAACCUCACUUAAACAUAACUAUGUCUCGGGUCUGCAAACCUAGUAAUUCAUAAACCAACCAUCAGCAAAUAGCUGGUGACUCCAAGAGCUUUGCUUUUUAAUAAUAUACUACAGGGCACUUAUCAGAAAACAUCAUGCAGAAUCAUGUUGCAAUAAAUGAUCAAAGGAUCAAUUUUGAUCAGGUUUGGUUACUUAGUCAUUCCUAAGAUUUUUAAAACUUCAAGGGACCCUUUUAGUAAUUCUGGGUAUUUCUAAGAUUCUUAAUCCAGCACUGAGAGAAAGAACUUACCAAACAUGUAGAGCUUUAGAUACCCUGUCUUUCAUGCGGUGAGAGAAGGAGGAAUAUUAAGGGAUGCGGGCAAAUAGAUGCUUAUAACUUACAGUGCAAGUUGAAAAAUCUCUAGCUUCUCUUGACGGAGCACUAGUUGUUGGGGUUCUUUUAAGUAUUUAAGUAUGUAAUGGUUUAAGAAAUUGUUUCAGUGCAGAGGCAUAGAUGAUUGUAAAAGAGAUUUGGCAGAGGGGCAGGUCAUACCUGCACUGGUGAACCAUUUGUGAGAAUGUUAGUCAUGUGCUCCUUUCCUGAGAUUGCUUUGUGGUUUGUGAAAAGGUGGGUAGAAAAGAAAGAAAUUUCUCUGAGAUAAGAAAUUAGAAUGCAAAGGGUAGAUCUUAAGCAAUCUGAGAAUUGUACAUGUACAUAAAGCUGCACCCUCUCACAAGAGAAAGAUUAUUUUAUCUUCUGAAAAAGCAUAGAAAUGCAUCUUUUAUGGGAAGAUAAUGAUGCUACCAUUUAAUAAGAGCCUACCCUUAAAGGCAGCAUUGAAACUGUAUUUUGUCUUUAGAAGACAUAGACUGGUGCAUCCUCCGCUUUAGUUAGGCAACAGCAUGAUAGGGAAAAAACUGUCUUCUAAAGCCGUCUUUAGGGACUGGCUAUGCUCUGUGGCAUAGAAAAGGUAAAGUUGAAUUAGACAAAAUCUUUAGGGAAACAACUGGUAAUAAGGUUUUCAGUGGACAGAUUUUGUCAUUACUAAAUAGGCAGUGAGGUGAGAAGUACAGAUUAUGCUGCUUUGGAUGGAGCUUUUAAGCCUACCAAAAAACUUCUAAGUCCAUCCUACUUUUGAGAAAUAGUAUGCUAGAAAGUUCUUUUUUUCUUUUUCUUCUUUGUUGUAUUUUUUAGAGACUGUGUCCUGCUCUUGUCACCCAAACCAGAGUGCAGUGGUGCAAUCAUAGCUCACUGUAAUCUUGAACUCCUAGGCUCAAACGAUUCACCUGCCUCAGCCUCCAGGUAGCUAGGACUAUAGGCAUGCACCAGCGUGUCUAGCUAAUUUUUUAAUUUUUUUGUAGAGACAGUGUCUCUACAAAAUUUGCCUAGGUUGGUCUUGAACUCCUGGCCUCAAGUAAUCCUACCACCUUGACCUCCCAAAGUGCUAGGAUCACAGGCGUGAGCCAGUGAACUUGGCCUGGAGAAAGAAUUCUUUGUUGCUUUGUUAGUUUCUUAGAUUAUAUGUGAGAAAAUGGAGCUUUUUAAACUAUUACCAAAUUUUAAAGGUGAAGUGCAGUAAUUUCUGUAAAGAGAAACUUUGCAGCAUUUGUCAAUUCUCCAUCCAGGGUUAGCAACAAACAAAUGAGGUAAGGACUAUCUCAUUCAUGUGGAAAUGCUAUGAAUGUUUGGUGGGUUUCCCCUCCCUUUUCUUUUCAUUCACUUUAAAUAGCUUUUUCCUAUAUUGAUACUGUGAAUAGGGUGCUUCCUGGUUAUCUAGGACCGCUUUAGCACAAUCAUGUUUGCUGGUUCUCUCAAUUGGCCUAGCCAGAGCCACAAAAUUCAUGAAAAUUUAAGGCAGACUAGCUUUUAAACAAAUUAAAACUUCUGAAAACAAUUUCAGCCUUUUCAUUAGAAGAGAUAUCAUUAUUCUAAAUAACUGUCCAAGAUUCUUACCCACAUACACUGUGACAUUGUCCUAGUUCUUAGCUAACAACACGUUGGUCAUAGGAGUUACUGAUGUUCUAUCUACACACCUAUUGGUGUGUGCAUAGAGGACACCUCUUAAGGAUGUACUAAAUGGACUUUGGUUGAUGUUGAAAAUUAAUUACCAAAUCCUAACUUGCAAGUGUUACCUUGUGAAGGGAACUGCAUUAGCAAUGAGAGCUACAUCAUCAUGAAGUACUUUAAUGCCAUGAAAUUGCAAACACUGGGACUGUUUUCAUUUAUUGAGUGACACUUAGUAGAAAAGGAGCUAUCCAGUAGUCUCAGCAAAGAAGAGAGACAGAAGUAUAUUAAUCUAUUUUCAUUCUAAGAUGUUCCUUUAUUCUCUCUGAACUCUAAUACCAGUAUAAAAUAUAGCAUUGGCAUGAACAGUUAAUGCUGUACUUAGGCAGAAAGGCUCCUUUUAAUGACUUGUUCUCUCUUUACUCAGAACCAUAUUUACCUCUGAACCAAGUUGAAUUUUAUUUUAUCCAAGUUGCAAACUACCCCAUGCCAUUUUUAUUAUAAUAGAGGGUUAAAUCUAAUCUCAAAUACAUAAAGGUAAAUUCAUAGAGGAUAAAGUUUGGGAAUGAAGAGAGCAGUUAAGGAAAAUUUUAUUUUUUGUCAUUUUUUAAAUGUUUCCUGUUCCCUCUACGUCAGUGAAACAAGGUUUUCCAAAGAUGGUUUGAAGAUAGAAAAAACUUUUUCCCCCCAGCUUCAUAGCGGACAUCUGGCAUUGGUUGGAAUUGGUCUGGUGGCAGAGUGAAAUAGGGAACUUCAUUUUUUUCUUUUUUUUCUUAAAGGCAGGAUCUCACUAUGUUGCCCAGGCUGGUCUCAAACUCCUGGGCUCUAGUGGUCCUCCUUCCUCAGCCUCCUGGGGAGCUGGGACUGCAGGCAUGUGACCACACCUGGCUGUAAAUGUCAUUCUUAAUAGCUGAAUAAUCUUUGGUCAAGAAGUAACUUUUCCAGAGUUUUAGCUGUUACUUGACAUUAAUUAUGUUUCUUUUAACUGGUGAAAACUGUGUUUAUUUUGUUUGACUAGACUAUCUAACUUAAAUUAAAGCAAUGGAUAAUGGAAAGGAAAUUGAACAAAGACAAAAGUCUUCUUCAUCAUAGUGGAAAGGCAUUUAAUCAGGAAGAAGUUGGAAUCCUGGAAGUUUUUCUUUUUUACAGGUGCAAGAGGCAUGAUUUUUUUCUCUUCCUAAAAUGUUCUUCCCCUUAUCUGUGUACUUAUUAGUUCAACUGAGUCUUAAUUGAACUUAGUCUUUGGAAAUUGAGCUCUUUAUUUAGGUUAUAUGUGAAAGAGUUUAAAAUAUUGAAAUACUUUGGUUGCUAAGCAGAUCUAGAAAAGGAACAAGCAAUUGUCAGGCAAAUCCCUAGGUUUGAGAAGAUGUCCUCAGCAAAAUAUACCCCUAGGACUUAUGGAAUUAGAUCAGGGUUCAGCAAACAGUAGUUUGCCAAAUGCUGAGGCUACUUGCUUGUGUAAAGAAAAUUAUAAUGGAAUAGGGCCGCACUUGUUUAGGUAUUGUUUAUGCCUUCUUUCUACUAUAAUGGCAAAGUUGAGUACUUGUGACAAAGAUCACAUGGCUGCAAAGCUUGAAAAUACUUACUGUGGGGUACUUGUUAGAAAAAAUUUGCCAACUCCAAGAAAGAAUUACCUCCUAAAGUUGUUACUCAUGACAUUUUGCCUUUGUAAUAGUUUGGUUGAAGUUUUAAAUUCAUGUUGUCUCAUAUACACGUUUUCUUGAAAGAGUUUGCCAACUUUUUCUAGAUCCUCUUCUCAUAACUCUUUUUGUGCUCCUUCAUGGUUCCCAUUGCUUUAAAAGCAUUUAGAAUUGGCCUAUGGUUUGUCCUUGCCUUAAUGGUGCAGGUAUUUUAAAGUUUAGUUGUAAGUAAGUUUUGCCAUUCCUCUGAGUUAACUUGAACUGGUUUGCAUAAUGGUGACAAGAAUGAAUUCUUUCCCAAGUGGAUUAAAAACUAAUUUCAUUAUGAAGAAGUAUUUUGAUUCAUAUCCAAAGUACUGUUUUUCUAGAUUAGAACCCCUACCUUUUCUCUUUACAAUGUAUCUUAAUUUCAACUUCUUUAAACUUACUCUGUUCCAUGUAAAGCAGUAAAAAGCCAAGUUUUUCUUCCUUUUUUCCUGGAUGUUUUGAAACAUAAUGAAACAUCUGAGGAUUUCAAAUUCUUUUUAGUCCUCUCUUCCUAUUUCUGUUAUUGUCUAUAAUUCUUCUAAAUACAUAUUGGACCAUUACAUGUUUGCUUUGUGAAUGUUCAUUCUUAGUGUUCAGAUAGCCUACUUAUACUCAAUGUGGGAAAAAUGGGAAAUGUUAGGGGGUUAAUAAACAGAAAUCCUUGCAGGAAGCCGGGUGUGACAGCAGACACCUAUAAUCCCAGCUACUUGGGAGACUGAGUUGAGAGGCCCACUUGAGGCCAGGAAUUUAAGGACCAGCCUGGGCAACAUUGACCUUAUCUCUAAAACAAAAAAAAAAAUCCUUGCAAUAGAGGAGAAUAAUUGCUUCCCAUUUGGAAAUGAUAGAGGGACUUUCGAAUUAGAUCUAUCUUGACAAAGUUUUCUAGGCCAUGCUGAUACAGUAUAGGGAGUUUGAUUCUGUUGUGAGCUCUGUCAACAUAGACAAAGUUCAGGUGAGUAAGUAGCUUUCUAUAAUAGGGACUCUUCACUAGGUGUUUUAAAGUUGCUGCUUUCUAAUUGGUUAUUAGGAAGUUUUACAUGAUAUACCCUCUGAGUUAAUAGAUAAUCCUCAUCUAUAAAGUUCCAGAAUAUUUGCCUAGGUUAGAUCUCCCCUGGCUUAGAGCAGUUAUACCUAUAGUAACAGUAGGUUUUUGAGAUUUUGGAGUAUUACUUUUCUGAUUAACCUAGGAUUCUGAUUAACCUGGAAUGUGGGACUUGUGAAAGAAAUUGGAUUUUGUUAGCCCAGUGAAUCAUCUGCUCUAUUUGAGGUCUUGGUAAUAGAUGUCAAUUUAAAUAUGCAUCUAUUGAAAGCAAUGGAGUUUUCCAAGCAUUAUGACUUCCUUGAUAAUUUUCAGUCUUAUCUUUUUUCUUAUUUUCUAGUCUCUUUCCCUUUCUUUAGUCUUCUUCCUCUUAAAUGGUGCUUUUUCCAGGGCCAGUCUUUUUACUUUCUAAGCAAGCAGGCUUUUUUGUUCAGGAUAAGCCAGAGUUAGAUAUUAUGAAUACUUUGAAACAUCUGAAUAUGUUACAUUCCAAAGUAUGUAAUUAUUGAUAGUAGGCUGGGCGCGGUGGCUCACGCCUGUAAUCCCAGCACUUUGGGAGGCCGAGGCGGGCGGAUCACGAGGUCAGGAGAUCGAGACCAUAGUGAAACCCCGUCUCUACUAAAAAUACAAAAAAUUAGCUGGGCGCAGUGGCGGGCGCCUGUAGUCCCAGCUACUCUGGAGGCUGAGGCAGGAGAAUGGCGUGAACCCGGGAGGCGGAGCUUGUAGUGAGCCGAGAUUGCGCCACUGCACUCCAGCCUGGGCGACAGAGCGAGACUCCGUCUCAAAAAAAUAAAUAAAUAAAAUUAUUGAUAGUAAUAUCAAAACCUGAAAGAUAUUGGUGCAGAUUAUUCAGUUUUGCUGUGUAGGCAGACUAUGUUUCUCCUCAACUGUGACACACAGCAGUGACUUGAGAAGGCAAAUAUUACUUGAAACCCCCAUUAUCUUUAUAAAGGGUACGUAUAUAAAUAAAUUUCUUACCUGACAUUUUUGCCAUUAUCAAUAUAUCAGUAGCUCGCAUCUUAACAUAGAAGAAGCCCAUUAGCUCAAAUACUGGAAGCUUCAAACAAGAAAGUAAAUUACAAAAGCAAAGCAGUUAAUGAAAAAAACUUGUCUAUUGCCUGCGUCUUUCAUGUCUACUCAAUAGGUCCUGUUGAGGAGGCUAGAAUACACCAUCCAGUUAAGAAAGGGAUUGUUUUGUUUUCUUUAAGACAGAGUCUUGGUCUGUCGUCCAGGCUGGAGUGCAAUGGCUCAAUCUUGGCUCACUGCAAUCUCCACCUCCUUGGUUCAAGCAAUUCUCGUGCCUCAGCCUCCCGAAUAGCUGAGAUUACAGGCGUGUGCCACCAUGCCCAGCUAAUUUUUGUAUUUUUAGUAGAGAUGGGGUUUCACCAUGUUGGCCAGGUUGGUCUUGAACUCCUGGCCUCGAUUGAUCCUCCCGCCUCGGCCUCCCAAAGUGCUGGACUUAGAGGCAUGAACCACUGCACCCAGCCCCAGUUAAGAUAGUUUUAUAUUCAGCAUCUCAUAUGGCCUACACCAUGAUUUAAUAUACUGUGAAUCUUAAGAUUUCAGUUAAUCCGUAAUGCCAGGAGUUAAGGUAUUUCAUGGGAACAUAUUUCCUCUUCUAUGAAAUCACCUGUCUGCAGUGAUAGGUAAUAUAUAAGAGAAUCUGUUUCAUUAAGUAAAUAUUAAGUACUUUUUGAUACCAGACAACGUGCUCGGGAUUUGUAUAAUAAAACUGGUUUUAGACAUAGUUUAGACAUGAUGUGUCUUCCUAUACUUGAGAGUCCUAAGCCCACUUGGUUGGUCGUCUGGGAUGUAUUGCUUUUGAAAAGCCUGCACUUUUUACUGUAGAGAUAAAAGAUCAAAAAGGGGACAGAAUUAGCUUUAUUAAGUGCUUUAUCAUCAUAACUGUGGUUAAUACAAUAAUACUAUGAGGUAAUAACAGUAAUGUUAAAAAUAACUAACUUUUUUUGAAUGCUUACUAUGUGCCAGGCACAGUUCUAUGUGCUUCACACUGAUUAACUCAUCUAAUCCUUAUGACAAUCCCAUGAGGGUAGAUAACAUCCUCAUUUUAGAUGGGAAGAAAUAGACACAGCUGACUCAGGCUAACACUAGAGUUGCCUCUAGUAGGUGUAAUUAUAUCACAUUUUAUAGAUGAGGAAACUGAUGAACCCAAGGUUACAUAACUGGUAAAUUACAGAGCCAGUAUUUACCAAUCUGAUUCCAAAGCCCAGACUAUCUGCAUGAUGUCAUAUUGACUCCAUUUACUUAUCAAGAGUUGAAGUUGACUGGAAUAUAUAGUAGCCAGCAACAGUACUGCUUUUUGUGAAUGUGUAAUUCAAGAGUGAGUGAUUAGAAGAUUCUUCAAAAGCUGAUGCAGUUGAUCUCUAAGCAGAGUUGAAUAGUGAAUAUUUUUGGUGGAUAUUGCCCACUGAUUCAAAGGAGUCACCCGUGUGGUUAGGUCUAAUAGUGAGUGAGGUACUAUCAACGCAGAAAUUGAAAGAUAGAGUUCCAGUUACCUAUUGCUGUGUAACAAACUUAAUUAAAAUUAAGUAAUUUUAAUUACUUAAAAUCAGCCAUUUCCUAUAUCAUGAUUUUGUGAAUCAGAAAAUCCAGGAAGGGCUUGUCUGGGCAAUUCUGCUCCCUGUGACAAUGAAUUAGGUCACCUGGUGGUAUUCAGCAGGUGGUUAGACAAGUCUGGAAGGAGUGUCCAAGAUGAUCUUACUUACAUACCUGACACUUUGGUGGGGAGACUGGAAGGAUGGGUUCAGCAGGGCUCCUCUUUCUCUCCAUGAAGUCUAAGGACUCUUCAUAUGUUCUCUUCAUCAAGGUAGUCAGACUUACUACAAGGACAGCUAAGGCCUCUGAAAGGCUGGGCAGAAGAAUCUAGUCAACUUAAAGGCCAGGCCUAGAACUAUUAUAUAGCCGCCACUGUAAUCUUGGUCAAAGAACGUAAUGGUAAGAUGACAGCAAGAAUGAGGGGGAAAAAAGAACUCAAUGGUCAGCCCAAAUUUAAGGAGAGAGGAAAUACCCUACCACUUUAUGGAAGGCAUGUCCAGGACUUGGGGCUAUUUUUAAUGUGUUAAUGUUUUUUUGUUUUGUUUUUUGUCUUGACUCUUUGAUGUUUAUUCGUCAGUUGUUUGUGCUGUAGAAACCAUUUAUUAUGUCUACCAUGGGUCACUAAAGGAGCUAGAAGGAGAAUGAGACAAAUAUCUGGAGCAUACUUCAUUUUUUGCCCUCUCCCUCCAAGUUUCAUUUAUAUUAUAGCAAAAUUUUCAUUUUGUACUGUGUUCCAAGUUGUGAACAUUUGCCUGUUUUUGCUCUGAAGCCACAGUAACUACAUGCGGAGCUGGAAAUACUCUAGAGGGAGUAAAAAGCUUACUUUUUUUUUUUUUUUUUUUUUAGGACAGAGUUUCACUCUGUCACCCAGGCUGGAGUGCAGUAGUGCAAUCACAGCUCACUGCAGCCUCAACCUCCUGGACUCAAGCAAUCCUCCCAUCUCAUCCUCCCAAGUAGCUGGGACUCCAGACGUGUGCCACUACACCUGGCUAAUUUUUGUGUAUUUUUAGAGACAGGAUCUCACCGUGUUGCCUGAGCUGGUCUUGAACUCCUGGACUCAAGAGAUCCACCUUCCUCGGCCUCCUGAAGUGCUGGGAUUACAGGCAUGAGCCAAUGUGCCAGGCCCCAAAAGCCUACUAUUAAAUAAUUUGAUUUAUUAGAGAUAUCAGUUGUAUUUUAAGUUUACAAGUAGGUGAAUACUCUUGUGGUAUGGAAACAUUGCAUGGCUACUGAAUCUCUUUCAACAGGAGUUUCUAUUGGGUGGCUACAUGGAUCAUAUUCUUGAGAUAGUGAAAAGUUUUACCUAAUUAUCUUAAUCCCAUCUCUACCUCUACACCUCCUCCAGCAUGAUUUUGUGCUAGAUGAUGAAUCAGUUCUUUUCAUUCUUGUUACUUUUCAUACAGGAAAAUUCAUCACCCAAUUGUAUAUGUUGUUAAUAUUUUAAAAUUAGCAGUUGUUACCAGCCUCUCUCAUUUAAAAUAACAGAUCAUUGAAGUUUUUUGAUUUUUGGUUAGAUGUGUCAGAUUCAGGAUGCCUUAUUUAAACUUGUGCUGUCUUACUAGACUGUUCCUGCUCUGAGAAGAAAUAUGGACAGAGGAUGAAUUUCACUGUCCAUAUUGAUGAACCCCAAAUCAAUACACUUCUUAAGAAAGGUUUGAGAUUAUCCAGUCCGUGUGCAAUGAAUUCUUGGAGCAUUAGCUGUGUGGGCUUCCUACUGAUCAUCUGCAGUUAUCAGAGUAAAGAGAUCUCUGUUCUAGGUCAGGCCUCAGCAAUUACAAAUACAGGAAAUAAAGGGGUACUCAAUGCUGAAGACUUAAUUUAGGGUACCUACAAAAUCCUGGGAAGGGAAAAAGAAGACCUUGGCAUUUGUAGUUGAAUAACCAGAGAUGGAAUGUUUGAGGCUUUUAGGCAUAAAGAUUUUUUUUUUUUUUUUUUUUUGAGACGGAGUCUCGCUCUGUCACCCAGGCUGGAGUGCAGUGGCGCAAUCUCAGCUCACUGCAAGCUUCGCCUCCCGGGUUCACGCCAUUCUCCUGCCUCAGCCUCUCCGAGUAGUUAGGACUACAGGCGCCCGCCACCACGCUCGGCUAAUUUUUUUUGUAUUUUUUAGUAGAGACGGGGUUUCACCGUGGUCUCGAUCUCCUGACCUCGUGAUCCGCCCGCCUCGGCCUCCCAAAGUGCUGGGAUUACAAGCGUGAGCCACCGCGCCCGGCCAGGCAUAAAGGUUAAUUAGAUUUUAUCAUAUGAAGAUUAGGGCAAAUUAUUUUAUUUUUUUCCGGUUCAUUCUUAACAUGUUAAGGGGCAAAUUUUAAUGAAUAAAAAUUUAAAGGCCCUAAAACUUUCUUUUGGAUUCACGUUUCCACUCUGGUAUAAUCCACUCUGGUGUAGUCUGCCCUUUAUGACAGAGAAAGCCUUUGAAAAUAUUGUCCCAGGGAGUGAAAAAUCUUAUGAUGAUCUAUGGAAAUGUCUCUCAUUCUCUAUUAUAGCCCUUUGGGCCCUCCUAUAGAUUCUCUGUGAAUCUAAGUUUGAAAUCAUUUGGUGUUUGCAUGAAAAAUAAUUCUUACUAUUCAUUUAAGUAAUUCUUAAAUGUGGUCUUAAAUUGCAAGAGAGAACAAAGCCAGAAAAAAGGGAACCUUGUAGAUUGACCAAAUAUUUAUUCUUUAUUUUCAGCAUCACAAAUCUAAACCAUUUCAAGCUAAUACAACAACCUGAGUGAGUAGAAAUUCCUUAAGGUUUAGAUUUCUGCUUUUAGUCGCAUCUUGAAGCAGAUGUUUAUGACGUAUUUGAGGAUGAUCCACUGAGUUUCCUAUAAAGUAGUAGAAUCCUAACUAUAGUGGUUCUUUAAGAACCACUGAAAAAACAGAAUUGCAGUGCAGGGAACAAAGCUUAAAAUGUGUUUCCUCUGGAAGCCAAGAUGCUAAAAAAGGGGUCACUAAAAGUGUGACUGAAGUCCAUCUCUAGAAUAGCUAUCAGUUAGAUAGCAGAAAUAUUUAGAAUGUAUAUGGCAUUUCUGAUAUUUUUACAAAAAUUUAAAUCAUGUAACUUGAAUUUUUUUUAAAAAGUCUGUUUUCUUUUUGGAAAACUGACACAAUAAAAAUAACACUAAUAUAAUUCCAUUGUAUAUGCAUGUGCAUUGAACCCAGAGUGGGUAUACUAAAGAUAGUUCAUGCAAAUAACUUAUGGGAAGUUUGGCUAUUUUUUCAUAAAUGUAUGUUUAUAAAUAUAUUUAGUCAUCUACUGUGACCUUGGUAGCACAGAAGCAUUUUGUUAGCUGUAUCAUUAAUUCUAAAAAUCAAAUUCUUGGCAUAGUAGGCUAAGAGCUUUUUGUUACUUUGUAUUUUGGCUAAGAAAAUUAUUUCUUGCACUUUCUAUUUAUAAAGAUGUUAUAACACAAUGCACCCACUUAAUGCAGCUUUUCUUUAGAGAAAAAAGAUGUAGGUGUAAAAGUGAAAUGUAUGUUUUAAAACCUGGCAAAAGGAGGGACCUCAAAAAAAUAAAUUUGGCUUGCCGUCUACCUGAGUAGGGUUGGAGAUUAAUAUAAAACUUAUGUUGAAAGUAGCUGUUGGGAUAGGUAUACUGUUGCUGUGAAUUGCAAUAUUGCUGUGAGUUGCCAGCUAUGUGUGUGUAAGUUUAUGUGUGUAUGUGAGAAAAAGGUAUUUCAUGAAGGCAUAAAAGUCAGUGUAGAAUAUCCUACCUCCCAUUAGAGACUGAGCAUAUUCAAGAUUGCUCUGUAGUCCCUUGGGCAGGAAGCUGGAUUCCUCAGCCACUGUCUACCCCAUUCUUCUCUAUACUCACUUCAGCUUCUCUACCUCUGAGCACUUGGCUGAAAAAGAGUAUAGCUUUCUGUAGCAAGCAAAGGAAAGCCAGACCCGAAAUACAGAGGCUGCAGUAUCUGAAAUUCUUACCAUGUUCAGAUAUUAAUAUUUGAUUUUGUUGCCCAAAUCAAACAAUGUCAGAACACUUGAGUUUAGUGCUUUUUUUUUUCUCUCUCUUCCACAAACUUCUCCCAGUUUACUGCUUUUAUCCACUGGCUUCUGUUUGGCAUGAGUAGCCAGUGGAGGUCAAGUCUGUUUUUAAAGACUAAAACACCUAAUUCCUUUUAAUGAUGUGUAACAUUUGUUUGAAUCCUCAACUUCUUUUUUUUUUUUUGGGUAAAGAUGGAGUCUCCCUAUGUUGCCCAGUCUCCUCUUAAACGUCUAGGUUUGGCUGGAUGCGGUGGCUCGCACCUGUAAUCCCAGCACUUUGGGAAGCCGAGGCAGGCGGAUCACCUGAUGUCAGGAGUUCGAGACCAGCCUGGCCAACAUUGUGAAACCCUGUCUCUACUAAAAAUACAAAAAAUUAGCUGGGUGUGGUGGUGGCAUCUGUAAUCCCAGCUACUCGGGAGGCUGAGGCAGGAGAAUCGCUUGAACUUGGGAGGUGGGGGUUGCAGUGAGCCGAGAUCGCACCAUUGCACUCCAGCCUGAGCAACAAGAGCGAGACUCCGUCUCAAAAAAAAAAAAAAAAAAUUCUGGGCUCAAGCGAUCCUACCACCUCAGCCUCCCCAAAGUGAUGGGAUUACAGGCGCCAGUCACCACACCUGGCCCGUGAUGGAUUUUCAGAUGACCUCUUUUACUUUUAAUCUCUCCAAAGAGAUAUUCUUGUUUUUAAUGUCAGUAUUGUUAUAAUAGUCAUGAUGUCCUCACCUGAAUGUUGUAGGUGUCAGAAAGUUGUUUCAAUAGUAAUAUGCCACUGGGCAGACCACCUAAUCUUUAAAUCCAGUUGUAGCACUCAAUUUAUUUUCUGUUUGGGGCACUAGUGCACUGAGCCAAGUCAACUUGCCCACUUUUCUAAUAUUUCUUACAGCUAAGGAGGAACUGUUGGUCCUUUGAUAUCCCAGAAUGCUUUCUACCUUGUGGAAAUGCUUUUCACCCUAAUACACUGAUUAUAUUGUCUAAAUGUCUAAACAGGGAUUCUCUGUUUACAAGUGAAAUGAGAGAGUGAUCCAUUUUCAGAUUUUUAGAGAUUGGCUCCCGUAUUUUAGGUACUAGCUGAUAAGUAUUUAGUUUCCUGGUGACUUUGGAUACGGCAAGUGGAGAUAUAGAGAAUGUGAAAUUCCAAAUAAUAAGACAAGCAUUACUCACAAAUGACAACUGAUAUAGUAAUUUCUGUCCAAAUGCAGUAAAAAUCUUGUAGGGAGAUGAAGUGGUAAAAUUAAAUUAUAUGAAUCUUUUUACCACUACUAUUUAUUUUUUUUCCUACCUGUAGCAUAGUUCUCUGCCUAUAAACCAUGCUAAUAUCCUAGACCCAGGAAUUAAUUCUUGCUUAGGAAAAUUUUUCCUUCUGGCUUAUCUUUUGUUUGUGCCCAGAGUUUUGUCCUAGGCCUGUCCCCUGAUCUUUUGCUGUAACACAUACUUAAGGUGCAGCCUUCUUACCUAAAUCAGUACUUUACUAUUGGUGUUGCUGCCUAUUACAGCCAGUUAUUUAUUUAAAAAGAAAGUGAAAAAAUGCCUAGGUGGUUUGAUUGCAGCAUGCUAAAUCCAUAAAUCUGGACAGAAGCCAUGGAGUCUUACCUUUUCUCUCUCUAGCUUGGAUGAACACCGGCCUUAUGCUUUCUAUUACAGGACUAGUUGACCCAGUUCUUCAUAUUGGUUGCACAUUAGAAUUGCAUAGGACCCCCCUCUAGACAUUUACAUUUUGUUGGUCUGUUGUGCAACCUGGGCUUUAGGUGAUUCUAAUGUGCAGCCAAGGUUGAGAAUCACUCCCUAUGUAAUCCCUAGUGGUCAUUGGCAGGAUAACCUCAAUCCAGUUCUCUUUGACCUGAAAAUAUCUUUAUUGAUAUUCCAUGCAUGGCUCUCAAUUCAAAGUGUACAGUGGAUCAAGGCUUAGGUAGUAAAAUGGAUCAUCCAUUGGUCCUCAGAAUAAUUCUGGAGGGAGAUACUGUCAUCCAUCCAGUUUCCUCUCUAUACCAAAUACAAAGUACACAUAAAUAAGCAAAAAAAUUUUCGAAGUUCCUUCUCUAGAAUCCUCUUUCCUUUGCAUAUGUAAUUUCAGUGGAGAUUUCUCAACUAGCUGAAAUGGAGCACUUGAAUACAUUAAAAGAGCCCAAACUGCUUACAGCAAUUUCUAUUUGUAAAAUAAACAGGUGGUAUUGUUAAUGGAGAAAAGGAAGGAUCCUGCCUGUGGUGAUGGCAAUAUGUUUAUUUGUCUCUUAGCCUGUCUUCUAAGUGGGAUUUCAGUGUCAGUUAACUUUCACUUUUCUUGGAUUGUUUUUUUGUGAAUGAAAUGAACUAGCUGAGGCUUAAGUAUUUCUGAAUAAUAUAUGAAAUGUGAAAUGAGUCAUUUUAGGAUCUUUCUUCUGGGAUGUCAAAGACCUAAUCAAGUAACUGCCAAAUGAGGUUCCAGAUUCAUUUUUCUCAUCCCAGGUAGUAAAGGUGUUUUAAUGGGUUUGUUACUUGCCCGUGGCAACCUCACACAGAGGGGAGAACUGUUUUAUUACCCUAAAAUAGUGAGAACCACUGUUCAAACUAACUAGCUACCAAGUGACUUCUAACUCAUGAAGAAAAUUUGUAUUUAAGAGCAAGUUCAAAUGUAGCAGUCUCUCUUCUGAGAGUAUUCUGGAUGCCACGGAAAGUUUCAUUUAUAUAUUGCGUACAAGUAAUUGGUAAUUUGAACUUCAGUAGGUGAUGUGUGCAAGGAGAAAAAGUAGGUCAAGGAGAAAGUUGGUUAGUGCAGAGGACUGAAUUAGCAUCAGUCUGUGAAAUUUCAUUAAAGUAGCACUAAGGCCUGGCUGUUUGCUUAGCAUGUAAAUGCUGCAGUGUCUGAGAAAAUGCCUCCUAUGCCUUAGAAAAUUUGCUGAAGGCUUCCUGUUACUGGUGGACUAGAAAAGCAAUAGCCUUUGAGACUCCAAAGAGAGUAGCCCCCUUAGGGUUUUCAUACUGAAGAACCUUGUGGAGUACUGUGAAACAUUGUUGAACUUUAUGCAAACUAUACUGCACUGGAUUUUAAGAUUUUAUGGGGGGAGAGUAGAGCAGAGUGGGGAAGUAAUGAUAAAAGAUAAAUACGUAAACUUGUACUAUAUUUUAAGCAAGGAAUGAAACAAAUUCUCUAACAGGAAUUCUCUGUCAGCACUGUGAAGUUUGGUCAAGUUCUGCCUAAUGGGUUGGCUUGCUGAUUCCUCUUAAACCUCUAGGAAAUCCUUUCUAAAACAGCAAAACAAAUGUUAGUUUGAGUACUGUUUCACCACCCUGCUCCAUCCCCCUACUCUCAACAAAAGAAAAGCAUUCCCAAACUAUAGGCAAAAGAAAUAGGUUCUCAGUCCAUUAAUUUUUCAUCUGCUAUGAUCUCAGCUCACAGUUUUAGCACAUUGCAUUAUUUUGUGAUCUGAUAGCAGAAUAUCAGGAACUAAUGGCUUCCUUCCCUUUAAGAAACCUUAAAGUUAGAACUGUUUUGGUUUUUUUUUUUUUUUUUUUUUUUUUGAGACAGGAUCUUGAUCUGUCACUCAGGCUGGAGUGCAGUGGUGCAAUUAUAGCUCACUGCAGCCUCCACCUCCUGGACUCUAUCCUCCUGCCUCAGCCUCCCAAGUAGCUGGAACUACAGGCAUGUGCCACCACACCCAGCUAAAUUUUCUAUUUUCUUUUAGAGACAGAGUCUCACUAUGUUGCCCAGGCUGGUCUCAAACUCCUGGGCUCAAGCGAUCCUCCCACCUAGGACUCCCAAAGUUACAGGCAUGAGCCACUGUGCUUGGCCUAGAACUCUGUUUUUGGCAUUUCUUUCUAAAUGAGUACAUUGAAAGAACAUUUAGGUUUCUAGGCUCCUCAUAAUUUCUGAAUGGGACCCGCUCUGCUCUGCCUCUGAAAGGAGAAGAAAGGCUGAGGGCUCAAAGACAGAAAAGUCAAUGUAGCAGAAAUUUGAUUUCCUUCAGAUGGACAUAGUCUGAAAGAAAUCUAUCCAGCUGUUCUCUAUGGUGCUUAUAUGAUGGGUGACAGCUGUCCCCAUCUACCUGUCCCUGGCACUGUGCCUUCACACUGGUCACUGUGAAAAGCAGAUCACACUGGACUCAGAGGCCAGAAUCCAGGACAAGAUCCCCCUUCUCAUCUUGAGCCCAUCACAUCUUUGUAUAGCUGUUAAUGUAGCAUUUACUUCUCUAUGGGAAACUCUUGGGUUUUUAACCCAAGAAGAAAUUGUAAAGCGUUUAAACUAGUCAGAAAAUAAGAUUCUGAUGGUAGCGAUCAAAUAAAGAGAUCAUAGGAAAAUUUCACUUCCUCUCAGUUGAUAUUGAUUAAUAGCAAGGAUCAACUACGCCCACCUCUUCCUAAGUUUCUAAAGGCUACCAUAAUAUUUGUAAACAACAAAUUUAUCUAAUAUUUUUUACAACUUGCUAAUCAAGGAGGAUUCGUAUUAAAACAGACAAUCAGUUUCUAAAAUGUUAUCCCUGAAAGGGAAUGGAAUAGAGUAUUUUUAGCUGUAAGAACCUACCAGUCUGUUUUUUCCCUUUGAAAAAAACUAAUGUUUGAGAUUUGUGUCUUUUUAUCUGAAGCAGUUACUCCAUUAAUAGUAAAGAUGCCUCGGGAAAGUCAGUGAACCAGAAUAGUGCUCUUGCACCACUGAGGGUGCUAGACUGGCUUUGUGCAUCUUAUUUCCUAAGAAUAUCAGUUUUUAUUAUGACCUUAAUUAUAAAUACCUAUAUAUAGGAGUAGGAUUUUCUCUCACCCAACCCUACUUUAAUCAUUAUCACUUAAGUGUAAACCACCACCUCCCCCUCUUUCCCUUUACUGAAAAAAAAUGCACUUUAAUUCCUAAGGAGAGUGGCUGUUCCUGGCCCUGAAACCAGAUUACUUCAGGAGGAGAGUUAAGGAGGGAGAACUCUUACCAGACCCUGUGAAAUGAACCAAAUUUCUUAAUGUAAACACACAAGUAAUAACAUCCACUUUUAAGUGGCCCCCACUCCAUGCCAAAGGGAAAAAGAACCACCAAAUUGAAAAAGGGUUCUAAAUACCUGUCCUGAUUUUGGAAGUUUCACUGGGGAAAAACUACCUAAGAUUAUUUUCACAGCUACCAAUUUGUCAGAAAUUUUGGUGGUGUUUUGUGGGAGGCUGAGAUUUUUUAAAUUAAAAAUCAAGUGAAAACACAAAGACUUUAAGAUAUGAUCCUGAUUUGUGUCAUUUCUAAGUAUCAGAUUUGUUCUCCCUUCAUUUGACAGGUGUUCUCAGUCUCUCCUCCUGUAAGAUUCUGUCCUUCCCCUGAAGACAAGCCAAUAGUUCUUGGUGGGGUUGCAUGUCUCCUAGAGCCCCAGGACCCCUGUCAUGUCGGGGAAGGUGGGAGGGCAGGAGGGUGGGCAGAGACUCGGGUUGGGGGAGGGAGAUUCAAAGAAAGAGUGAAAAUAUGGGUUUAUAUAAACAUAUUUAAAGCAGUUUAGCAAAAGCUUUCUCGUUGAACAGCUUUAAGAACAAUGUGAAUGAAAUCUUAGCAACUUGGUUAGUAAUCUGAGAAGUCUAUUAAUGUAUACUUGAAAUUCUGUUUGUAUAAAAAUGCAUUUUCCCCUUUAUUUUAACACUGUGUAAAAGAACAUUAUGCAUGUGAGUGGUUUGAGAAUUAAAUGGUUUAAUACUCA
This is a messenger RNA of Symphalangus syndactylus (siamang), 19979 nucleotides long. It is a transcript of the gene ZBTB37, whose product is annotated as zinc finger and BTB domain containing 37. Gene Ontology annotation, biological process: regulation of transcription by RNA polymerase II. Gene Ontology annotation, molecular function: RNA polymerase II cis-regulatory region sequence-specific DNA binding; protein binding; DNA-binding transcription factor activity, RNA polymerase II-specific. The record is from RefSeq and is a predicted model, not a curated record. Lineage: Eukaryota; Metazoa; Chordata; Mammalia; Primates; Hylobatidae.